CAAUGGGUUCACGCACUGUCCUAAAUUUCAAACUAUAUAAGCACCAUAUGAAUGUGCCCUUAGUACCAAUACACAUAUAUUAUUUCGGUGUUUCGAUAAAAUCAACGUUAAAUUGAAAUAACUAACAAGAACCACAUUAAUCUUCGCUAACACAGCACGCGUGCCACCUGUAGUUUUUGUCUGGUACUAAAGACAUAGCUAAAACAUAAUACUGAGUGAAAAGGCAGUUUAAAAAUGAAUUUACUAAUCAGGUAUUAUAACUUCAGUGCUAUAUGUAUUGCCGUUACUUUUUAUGGCUACGCAUGAGCGAGUUCUGACGACAUGACAGUGCUAAAUACCGCAGUCCAAUCUCGGCAUAUCAGCACGCAUCGCCAUGAGCAAACUUCAGAAAGCCUUGCACUGUUUCGUACUCAUAAUUAUUCGUGGAUGGAAGCAAAGACCUUGUGACUUCACUUUUUCCUAUUCUAAUGCGUUGUCUGUACUUUUUCAGAUGUUUCCAUUGGUUGCAUAAUUUUCGUCAACUAAUGUUUAGCCCCGUGAGAUGUAGUCGCGCUUCAAUUGCACGACCAAUACUGAUGUCGCUGCUCAUUGGUUUGUAACCGCAUUUCAGCCUUGCCUUCGCGACCUUAUGAAUUGGCCUUAGUACACUUGCGUGACCCGAAGCAGAAUGAUAAUGCAAUGGACGCACGCAUACUUCUAUCAUUCCAAAGCUUGCGGCCCUUUAUACGCAAUGCCUCACGCCUUCAAGUGUACCAGAAAGCUGGAAGAACGCCAACAUUAUACUCAUUCACAAUAAGAGAGACGUUAAAGAAUUGAAGACUUAUGUACCCAUUAGCUUGCUUUCAGUAUUGUAUAAAAUAUUCACCAAGAUAAUUUGCAAUAGAAUCAGGGCAACACUUGACUUCAGCCAACCAAGAGGACAGGCUGGCUUCAGGAAGGGAUAUUCUACGAUGGAUCAUAUCCAUGUCAAAUCAGUAAUAGAGAAAUCUGCAGAGUACAAUCAACCUCUCUAUAUGGCUUUCGUAUAUAAUGAAAAGGCAUUUGAUUCAGUAGAGAUACCAGCAGUCAUAGAGGCAUUGCGUAAUCAAGGAGUACAGGAGGCAUACGGGAACACCUUGGCAAAUAUCUACAAGGAUUGCACAGCAACCUUGGUUCUCCACAAGAAAAGUAGAAAGAUACCUAUCAAGAAAGGGGUCAGGCAAGGAGACACAAUCUAUCCAAUGCCAUUUACUGCAUGCUUAGAAGUAUUCAAGCUCUUAAACUGGGAAGGCUUAGGAGUGAGGAUCAACGGCUAAUACCUCAGCAACCUUCGGUUUGCAGAUGACAUUGUCGUAUUCAGCAAUAAUAGAGACGAAUUACAACAAAUGAUUGAGGACCUUAAUCAAGAAAGUGUAAGAAUUGGGUUGAAGAUGAAUAUGCAGAUGACAAAGAUAAUGUUCAAUAGCCUGGCAAGGGAACAAGAAUUCAGGAUCGCCAGUCAGCCUCUAGAGUCUGUAAAGGAGUACGUUUAUCUAUCUCAAUUACUCACUUUCUCUGAUCAUGAGAAAGAAAUUUAAAGAAGAAUAAAAUUUGGUGGGGUGCAUACGGCAGACAUUGCCAAAUGCUGACUGGGAGCUUACCACUGUCGUUCAAAAGAAAAGCGUACAAGCAUUGCAUUCUACCGGUGCUAACAUAUGGGGAAGAACUUGGAGGUUAACAAAGAAGCUCGAGAACAAGUUAAGGAACGCACAAAGAGCGAUGGAGCGAAGAAUGUUAGGUCUAAGGUUAAGAGACAGGAAGAGAGUGGUGUGUAUCAGAGAACAAACGGGGAUUGCCGAUAUUCUAGUUGACAUUAACGGAAGAAAUGGAGCUGAGCAGGCCAUGUAAUGCGUAGGAUGGAUAACCGGUGGACCAUUAGAGUUAUUUGUGAUAGUGUAUUUGUGUAGUGUUAUUGAAAGUUUGGAGGUUUAGAGUAGGGAAGCGCAGUCGAAGACGGCAGAAAACUAGGUGGGGUGAUGAAAUUGGGAAAUUUGCAGGCGCAAAUUGGAAUCAGCUAGAGCAAGACAGGGGUAAUUGGAGAUAACAGGGACCUAAAUAAAGGGACCUUCGUCCUGCAGUGGACAUAAAUAGGCUGCUGCUGAUGAUGAUGAUUGGGAGCGCCUUAUCUGAGCCCCAGCAACUAUGAAGUGUUGCACUUCAUGGAAGACCUAGAUGCGAGCAACACGGCAUUGAGUAACCAUAAUCUUGUGCACAACGUGUAGGUUCAUUACAACGCUGCCCUUCCUUCCAGUGCACACAUCGAGUGAGCUUCUACUGUUGCUGCUGAUACUUCGAAAUCGAGGGUAGAAGACAAAAGAAAAUUUCAAAAAGCAUAUAGCAUAGUGUAGUGUAGCAAUAUAAAAUAUUGUGUUACUGAAUAUCAUCAGCGUGUGAAGGGUUUCAGAGAACGCACUGAAACAGUGAGGCCAGCUUGUUCUAUUUAGUGUAUUUGUGUAGUUUUAUUGAAAGUUUGGAGGAAAAUAUUUGUGACGAUCGGGUGACGUCACCACAGCCAUAUUUUAGUUGGCCCGCUAAGCUCAGUGGCCUGCCGAAGCUCGGUGGGCAACAUUGGUGCUCUGCAUCGAAUAAACAGCGUGAGCACAGCUGCUCGGCGCUCAGUCAUCGUUCACCUACCACGCUGCGCGUCGUAUCUGGGACGGGGGUUCUUCGGCCCCUCCCCUUUCGUUCAUGGUCCGGGGCGGAUCGUGACACUGGCGACGAAGGAAGCCCACUUGUCGACCCAAGCCACCGAGAGCGGCCAGACACCGCCCCCCGUUCCUGCCGCCAUGCCGCUGUACGGGAGGCUCGUGCCGUUCGAGGGUGAUGGGUCCGCCUGGCCAGUCUACGAGGAUCAAGUUCACGUGUUUUUCCGGGCGAACGAGACGCCCGAGGCAAAACAGCGGGACAUUUUCCUGGCCAGCUGCGGGACCCGCGUCUUCGGUCUCCUGCUCGACCUUCUAUAGCCGGCCACACCGCAUGUCAAGACACUCGGGGAGCUGCUCAACACAUUGCGGUCGCACUUCAGCCCGGCACCGUCAGCGUUAAUGGAGCGUUUUCGCUUCAACAACCGGAGCCGCCGCGAAGGAGAGACCCCCGGCCAGUUCGUCGCUGCGUUACGAGGGUUAGCGAGUGCUUGCGCCUUCGGGGACCAGCUCGAAUCGCUGCUCCGGGACCGUUUCGUCUGCGGGAUAAACAACCCCACCAUGCAGACACGACUCCUGGAGCUUCCUGAUCCCUCGCUGGACGACGUCGUGAAGGCAGCGCAGGCGAUGGACGCUGCGGCCAAGGACGCCGGCGAGAUUGCACGCGCGACCGGCUCACCGUCGACGGAAGCAACGGUCAACAAGAUGACGACUAAGGGUGUUACGUGCAGUCGCUGCGGUGGUGACCACUCCCCCUCACAGUGCCAGUUCUCCCAAGCACAAUGCUUCACGUGCGGAAAAACUGGGCACCUCGCACGGGUUUGCCGAGGGGGGAGGACGAACAGCGGACAGCAGCAGCAGCCUGGAUCAAGCCCAGGUUCCACACAAGCCCGCGGUCAGGGUAGCCGUCGCAAGGGUUCGCGACGAAGACGUGCGUCAGCAGGCGCGGGUCCUUCAGCGGCCAGGCUCCACGUCGUGGCCGAGAACCCGCCAAUCUUCGACAUGUGGCACACAGGCCUAGUUCCGUUGUCUGUGCCACCGUAUCUGCUGACCGUUGAAGUCUGCGGGCACCCCAUUUCCAUGGAGCUGGACACAGGAGCCAGCGUGUCGGUCAUGGCCGGGAAACUGUUCGAGCGUACUUUCCCCGACGUGGCCAUUGAGGCUUCAGGCGUUAUGCUACGCAGCUACUCCGGACAGCUCUCCCAGGUCCAGGGGCAGGCCCAGGUCAGCGUUCGCUUUGGUGACAAGGAGGCAACCCUUCCCCUUUAUUUAACCAAGGGGUCAUCACCGACACUGCUGGGCCGAAAUUGGAUUCACGCACUGGGCGUUCGGUUGCCGGAGUACCAAGAGGCCGUCUUACAUGUGGUCAAAGAUUUCCCAAGCCUCCUGACCGAUUUCAAGUCCCUGUUCCAACCGGGGGUGGGCACAUUUGCUGGCACGACGGCUGGCAUUUACGUUCCUGAGGGAGCCCGGCCUCGUUUUUUCAAGCCUCGCCCACUGCGAGAGGGCAUCCUGGUGCCCUUCCAGUCCUCAAGCGAGAUGGGAGUGUCAGGAUCUGCGGGGAUUUCAAGGUCACCAUCAACCCCGUCGCUACCGUCGAGAAGUACCCGCUGCCCCGGAUUGAAGAUCUUUGGUCAGCGCUGUCCGGGGGACAGAAGUUCACAAAGCUCGACCUCAGACGCUUACCAGCAGCUGGUGCUCCAGGAUGCCUCCCGGAAGUAUGUCACGAUAUCGACAACUUUGGGGCUCUUCCAGUAUACGCGCUUACCGUUUGGUGUGGCCUCAGCCCCGGCCAUUUUUCAGAGGGAGAUGGACAACCUCUUCAGGGGCAUGAGGCACGUGGCGGUGUACUUGGACGACAUCCUGGUUACUGGCACCGACGACGGGGACCACCUGCAGAACCUGCACAACGUCCUGGCACGAUUGCAGGACGCCGGUCUCAAGCUCAAGCUGGAAAAGUGCGUUUUCCUGGCCCCCAGCGUUGAGUACCUGGGACACGUCAUUUCCCAGGCUGGCCUGUCUCCAGCCCCCCGCAAAGUUGAUGCUGUGCUCAAGGCGCCAAAGCCCCACAACAAGGAGCUUCAGAGCUACCUCGGCCUCAUCAACUUCUACAGGAGUUUCCUACCAAAGCUGUCGGCGCAUCUAGAGCCCCUCCAUCUUCUACUUCGAGAUGGUCAGCAAUGGACCUGGAAGAAGGAGCAGGAAGUGGCAUUCCAGCGCAGCCAGGAGCUAAUCGCCAAGGCUCCAGUGCUGGUGCACUUCGAUCCGGACAAGCCUGUCGGCCUAACAGUAGAUGCGUCGCCGUACGGCGUGGGAGCCGUCCUGGCGCACCGGGACAAGGAUGGCCAGGAACGCCCUGUUUCGUUUGCAUCCCGUCGGCUUCUUGCUGCAGAGCAACGCUACAGCCAGCUGGAUAAGGAAGGCCUGGCCCUCAUGUUCGGGGUCGAGCGCUUUCACCAGUACCUGUGGGGCAGAGAAUUUGAGGCAAUCACGGACCACAAGCCGCUGCUGGGUCUGCUGGGGCCGGACAAGGCGGUUCCCGUGCAGGCCUCGCCUCGAGUGGUACGCUGGGCCUUGAGGCUUGCGGCCUACAACUACCGGUUGGUCUACCGUCCGGGAAAGGACCUGGGACCUGCUGAUGCCCUUAGCCGCCUGCCCCUGCCGGAGGUGCCAGCUGCUGCUCCAGAGCCUGCUCAACUGUUCAUGCUGGGGCACGCGUACCCGGAGGUGCUCUCCAGAUCUGCGGUGUCACAGGCGACCAGCCGGGAUCCAGUCCUGUCCCAGGUGGUCAAGGCGGUGUCCCGAGGGGAGGAGUUGGUGCAGCAGGCUUACAGCCACAAGGCUGCCGAGCUGAGCCUGCAGCAGGGCUGCCUACUCUGGGGCUCCAGGGUGGUGAUCCCACAAAGUCUCCGGUCCAGGGUCCUGCAGUUGCUGCACGCGGGUCAUCCUGGUGUAGAAAAGACCAAGAUGGUGGCCCGGUCCCACGUUUGGUGGCCUGGCCUGGACCAGGACAUCACUCACAUGGUGCAGAGCUGCCAGGUCUGCCAGGAGCACCAGCGGGCCAACUAAAAUAUGGCUGUGGUGACGUCACCCGAUCGUCACAAUAUUGUUAAAGACCUGAGCGAGACUUUGAUGUUCUGGGAUCUGCUACACCCCUCACUUCCCUGGUAUGCAGUGAAAAUAAAUUGAAAAUUGAAAUGAAAUAAACAGACAUACUUCUA
Messenger RNA from Dermacentor silvarum, 5881 nucleotides. RefSeq lists its product as uncharacterized. Gene Ontology annotation, biological process: proteolysis. NCBI's taxonomy places the organism in Eukaryota, Metazoa, Arthropoda, Arachnida, Ixodida, Ixodidae. The record is from RefSeq and is a predicted model, not a curated record. The transcript is spliced from 3 exons. Gene Ontology annotation, molecular function: zinc ion binding; aspartic-type endopeptidase activity; nucleic acid binding. The coding region runs from base 3063 to 5729 and encodes 888 amino acids.